This is a messenger RNA of Anopheles moucheti, 1115 nucleotides long. RefSeq names its product 40S ribosomal protein S2 (gene RpS2). The record is from RefSeq and is a predicted model, not a curated record. The coding region runs from base 141 to 962 and encodes 273 amino acids. Lineage: Eukaryota; Metazoa; Arthropoda; Insecta; Diptera; Culicidae. Gene Ontology annotation, biological process: translation. Gene Ontology annotation, molecular function: RNA binding; structural constituent of ribosome. Gene Ontology annotation, cellular component: cytosolic small ribosomal subunit; ribosome. The transcript has 3 exons.
GUGUACACGAACGAGACAACACGCUCACGAACGGAUCACUCGUGGGUUCGACCUCAGCGAUGGAAUCUUGAUCAAGGGUGUUGCUCCGUCGACUCGUUCAUUCGGGUCACCGUAACAACACAUUCAACACCAGGAGAAACAUGGCGGACGCUGCUCCAGCCCGUGGUGGAUUUAGAGGAGGAUUCGGCUCGCGUGGCGGUUCCCGCGGUGGUCGUGGUGGACGCGGUCGCGGACGUGGUCGUGGCCGUGGACGCGGUGGUAAGGAAGACUCGAAGGAAUGGGUGCCGGUAACGAAGUUGGGCCGUCUGGUGAAGGAUGGCAAAAUUCGUACGCUGGAAGAGAUUUACCUGUACUCGCUCCCGAUCAAAGAGUUCGAGAUCAUCGAUUUCUUCCUGAACCGUCUGCUGAAGGAUGAGGUGCUGAAGAUCAUGCCUGUCCAGAAGCAGACCCGUGCCGGUCAGCGUACCCGCUUCAAGGCGUUUGUCGCCAUCGGUGACAGCAACGGCCACAUCGGUCUCGGUGUGAAGUGCAGCAAGGAAGUGGCCACUGCUAUCCGUGGUGCCAUCAUUCUGGCCAAGCUGUCGGUUGUCCCGGUGCGUCGUGGCUACUGGGGUAACAAGAUCGGUCGCCCGCAUACCGUACCCUGCAAGGUUAGCGGUAAGUGUGGUUCCGUUCUGGUGCGUCUGAUCCCAGCUCCUCGUGGUACCGGCAUCGUAUCUGCCCCGGUACCGAAGAAGCUGCUGCAGAUGGCUGGUAUUGAUGAUUGCUAUACCACCACCCGUGGUUCGACGACGACGCUCGGUAACUUCGCCAAGGCCACGUACGCAGCCAUUGCCAAGACGUACGCUUUCCUGACGCCGGACUUGUGGAAGGAUCUGCCUCUGAACAAGACGCCGUACCAGGAGUUUGCCGACUUCCUCGACAAGACCAGCAAGAGCGCUCAGCGCGUCAUCGAAAUGUAAGAGUCAUACUUGCAUUUUGACGAACGAAUGCGUCUGAUUCGCCAAACGCUGCCCAAUUCUUUGGAUGCAGUGAUGCUGAAGGAGUAAACAAACAAUAAAAAAAACUAUUCGUUUCGGAAACGUUACGAUAACAAAUGCGGCGCUAUCAUAGAG